CGCAGUUCCAUCUCUACAACACCAACAACUUCCCAUCCCUAAGUUGAUUCCUCAUCCUCUGCAUUCCUUCUCCCACCCACACUAGCAAUAACCAUGGCUCUCAAACCCGGCGAUUCCUUCCCUUCCGACGUUGUCUUCCAGUACAUCCCCUGGAGCGAAGAAAAGGGCGACAUCACCGCUUGCGGCAUCCCCAUCAACUACAACGCUUCGAAAGAAUGGGCCGAUAAGAAGGUCGUCCUGUUCUCUGUUCCCGGUGCCUUCACCCCCACCUGCUCCAUCAACCAUGUCCCCGGCUACAUCCAGAACCUUCCUCAGCUGAAGGAGAAGGGCGUGCAGGUUGUCGCAGUGAUCGCCUCCAACGAUCCUUUUGUCAUGAGCGCCUGGGGAAAGGCGAACAAUGUUAAGAAUGAUGAUAUUCUUUUCCUGACUGAUCCCGAUGCCCGCUUCGCCAACACCCUUGGCUGGGCCAACGCUGGUCGUACCGGGCGCUUCGCCAUUGUCAUUGACCAUGGCAAGGUGACCUAUGCGCAGAUUGAGACGGAGAAGGGUGCUGUUAAGGUCUCGGGCGCUGAUGCUAUCCUGGCGAAUCUGUGAAUGUUGAGCGUUCACUAGAUGUGAUGCAGUAGAAACAGUCUCACUUGCAUGGUGAAAUUAGAUAGUAGUACAGCAUGUGGAUAGUACUGAAGUGAACUGCCCGAGGUGGAAUCAAGUAUUAACUAGUAGGUGGUAUAUAUAUAUAUCCACAAAAACUGAUAAGAGAGUAC
Aspergillus costaricaensis CBS 115574 is the source of this 764-nucleotide messenger RNA. RefSeq names its product peroxiredoxin family protein. Gene Ontology annotation, cellular component: peroxisome; cytoplasm; mitochondrion. NCBI's taxonomy places the organism in Eukaryota, Fungi, Ascomycota, Eurotiomycetes, Eurotiales, Aspergillaceae. Gene Ontology annotation, biological process: cellular response to oxidative stress; hydrogen peroxide catabolic process; cell redox homeostasis. Gene Ontology annotation, molecular function: thioredoxin peroxidase activity. The record is from RefSeq and is a predicted model, not a curated record. The transcript is spliced from 5 exons. The coding region runs from base 94 to 594 and encodes 166 amino acids.